AUGCCCGCAGCGCACUCCGCGACAGUCCGGCACCCUGGCAGCGACGAGAGCACACCGCUCAUCGGGAGGCACACGGGGAACGGAGAAGAGCGGGACCAUACCUACCAUAUACCCAACUCGCACCCUCGCCUUCCCUCGCCCCUCUCUUCGCCGUCUCGCUCUACGUCCCGCCCCUCCCCCGUUGGUCCUUCCUCGCCCGAUCCUCGUCGACCCGUCUUCCUCGGCCACCAGGACGACAUCCAGCACUCGGCGCCCAAUACCCCCCAGUCGAUCAAGAACUUCCUCCUCUCGGGCUGGAUCAACCUCCUCCUUGUUGCCGUCCCGCUCUCGUUCGCUUCACACUUUGCGGGGUGGGGCAGCACCGCAGAUUUCAUCAUCUCGUUCAUCGCCAUCGUCCCGCUCGCUUCGUUGCUGGGCGACGCGACGGAACAGUGCUCCAUCAAGGUCGGUCAAACUGUCGGAGGACUGCUCAACGCGACGUUCGGCAAUGCCGUCGAGCUCAUCGUCGGCAUUCUCGCCCUGGUCCGCGGCGAGCUCCGCAUCGUGCAAACCUCCCUCCUCGGCUCGAUCCUCUCCAACCUCCUCCUCGUCCUCGGCUGCUCCUUCCUCGCCGGCGGCCUCAAGUUCAAAGAACAAACCUUCCAAAUGACCGCCGCGCAGGCCUCCUCGUCCCUGAUGGUCCUCGGGUGCUCGACGCUGGUUAUUCCGGCGGCGUAUAGGGCGAGUCAGUUGGACGGAAGUCUGGAUAGGGAGAGGGACGGCGCGCUCAACUUGUUGCAGGAUUUGGGCAAGAAGGGAGACAUUUCCGGGUUGCUCAAACUUUCGCGCGGGACGGCCAUCAUCCUCCUCGUUUGCUACGCCUGCUACCUCCUCUUCCAGCUCCGCACGCACCACUACCUCUUCGAAGACCCCUCGGAGCACGAAGAAGAAGAAGCCAAGAUGAACAUCUACACCGCCGUCGGAGCGCUUGUCGUCGUCACGGUGUUGACGUCUUUCUGCGCUGAUUAUCUUGUCGGCGCGAUUGAUGAGUUUGCGCAGGAUUACAAGAUCCCCAAGGCCUUCAUUGGAUUGAUUUUGCUGCCCAUCGUCGGUAACGCUGCAGAGCACGUCACCAGCGUCUGGAUGGCUGCCAAGGGCAAGAUGGAGCUCACUAUCGGCGUCGCUAUCGGCUCGUCUAUCCAGAUCGCCGUUGGCGUCAUCCCUGCGCUCGUCAUCGUCGGCUGGAUCAUUAACCAAAACCUGACGCUCUUCUUCGAGAACUUCGAGACGAUCGUGCUGUUCAUCUCGGUCAUCCUCGUCGAUAUUCUCGUUUCGGACGGCAAGUCGCACUGGCUCGAGGGCGCGCAAUUGAUCGCGCUGUACCUCGUCAUCGCCCUCGCCUUCUGGUUCACGGGCUAG
Messenger RNA from Rhodotorula toruloides NP11, 1398 nucleotides. Its product is annotated as calcium:hydrogen antiporter. Gene Ontology annotation, molecular function: calcium:proton antiporter activity. The transcript is spliced from 12 exons. Gene Ontology annotation, biological process: calcium ion transmembrane transport; intracellular calcium ion homeostasis. Gene Ontology annotation, cellular component: fungal-type vacuole membrane. The coding region runs from base 1 to 1398 and encodes 465 amino acids. The record is from RefSeq and is a predicted model, not a curated record. NCBI's taxonomy places the organism in Eukaryota, Fungi, Basidiomycota, Microbotryomycetes, Sporidiobolales, Sporidiobolaceae.